Molecule: messenger RNA, 711 nt
Organism: Neltuma alba
Lineage: Eukaryota; Viridiplantae; Streptophyta; Magnoliopsida; Fabales; Fabaceae
Product: thaumatin-like protein
Exons: 2
Coding region: 1-711 (236 amino acids)
Source: RefSeq, a predicted model, not a curated record
AUGGCACUCAUACACAUUCCCAUUCUUGCCUUCCUCUUCUCCUUCUUAGGAUCAGAAGCAGGAGUUUUCACUCUGCAAAAUAAAUGUAGGGAGACAAUAUGGCCUGCAAUCCUAACAGCUGCAGGAAAGCCUCAACUGAUGGAAGGUGGGUUCCAGUUAAAACCUAACGAAACCAUAGACAUCAUUGCCCCAAAAGGGUGGUCCGGCAGGUUCUGGGGCCGGCGCUACUGCUCCUUUGACACCUCCGGCAAUGGAAUGUGCAUUACUGGAGACUGCGGAGGCAAGCUCAAAUGCAAUGGAGCCGGAGGCACGCCACCAGCCACACUUGCAGAAUUCACUCUAGACAGUCCUAUGGACUUCUAUGAUCUUAGCCUAGUUGAUGGUUAUAACAUGCCAGUGUCAAUUUUUCCUUUUGGGGGAUCUGGGACGUGUAAGGCUAUAAAAUGCCUUGCAAAUUUGAACAAAAGAUGCCCAAGAGGAUUGGAGUUGAAGAACAAAGGUAGAGUUGUUGGGUGCAAGAGUGCAUGCUUGGCCUUUAACAAGCCAGAGUAUUGCUGUUCUGGAGACUUCAAUAGCCCUAGCAAAUGCAAGCCAACAAGUUAUUCGAAGGCCUUUAAGGCAUCCUGUCCUCUAGCUUAUAGUUAUGCUUAUGAUGAUGCAUCCAGCACUUUCACUUGCCAAGGAGCAAAUUACUUGAUUAUGUUCUGUUAA